CUCUUUCUCUGAAACUCUGUCUGCAGUUCAUGAACUCUGUGAAGAAAGGAACCCAGAGAGAGGAGACGCCAUGAGUCUGACUGCAGCACUGAGAGGAUUUGUUGUUGUUCUUUGCUGGUUUGCAGCAGCGCAGAGUGAAGAAGGCUGGAACGUGAGAUACUACCAAACUGAAAUCUGUGUGAAUAAAGGAUCAACUGUGAUCAUGAGGAGCUAUUAUAAUUAUCCAGCAGAGAUAAACAGAGUAAGAACUACUGUUGAGAAAAGCUUCUGGUUCAUCAGAACUGGAGCAGAACCUGUGGAUCUAAAAGAAGAUCCAGAAUACAAAGAUAGAGUGACGUACAGCAGAAAUAGAAAGAGCUGUGAACUGCAAAUCUAUGAAGUGAGAGAGAGGGACUCUGGAGUUUAUAAGUUCAGAUUCAUAACAAACCAUGUGACUGGACGUUACACUGGAGAACCUGGAGUGAGAUUAACUGUCGAAGAGCUCCAGGUUCAGGUCAUUUCCAGAUCAGACCACCAGGAAUAUUCAGACCUUCAGCUAAAAUGUUUCAACAAAUGUGAUCCAGAUGGUUUUUACAGAUAUGUCUGGUUCAGAAACGGAGAAGAAACCAGAUCAAUGAUUCUGUAUAAAAACAGUCAGAUGUUCCGACGCUGGACUUCUUCCACAGACAGGAUCUCUUGUGCUCUGAGUUCAUCAAAGAUGCAUCGUAGUCCUGAAGUUUAUCCUCCAGAAACCUCCUCUGUGUCUGUGAGUCCCUCCGCUGAGGUCCUGGAGGGCAGUUCAGUGACUCUGACCUGCAGCAGUGAUGCUAACCCAGCAGCUAACUACACCUGGUUCAAGAUGAGAAAUUCAAACAUAAAAGUUCUCUCUGUAGGUCCACAGUUUGUCUUCAGUUCCAUCCAGUCCACAGAUUCUGGAGAAUAUUACUGUAAAGCUGAGAACCAGCUGGGUUGGAAAAUAUCAUUCUUUACACUUGAGGUGAAAUAUGCUCCAAAAAAUAUCUCUGUCUCUGUGAAUCCUCCUGAGAUCCUGGAGGGCAGUUCAGUGACUCUGACCUGCAGCAGUGAUGCUAACCCAGCAGCUAGCUUCACCUGGUUAAAAGACAACCAGAACCAUCUAAUGCUGCAAAUGUUUAUCAUCUUCCCCUCCAUCAACAUAAACGACAGUGGGAUCUACGUGUGUAAAUCUGAGAACAGACAUGGAUGGAUCAACUCAUCUGUACACGUUGAUGUUCUGUACGCUCCAAGGUUUCCGUCCGCCUCCAUCAGUGGGUCUGGACAGAUCCUGGAAGGAGAUUCAGUGACUCUGACCUGCAGCAGUGAUGCUAACCCAGCAGCUAACUUCACCUGGCUCAAGGAGAACAAAGACUCUCUGAAAUCAGAAGAACAAAUGUUCACCAUCAGUGACAUCAUAGCAGAAGAUGGAGGGCUUUACAUCUGUGUGGCUCAGAACAAACUGGGGCAGCAGAACGCCACUGUUCAAGUGUCGGUUGGAUCAGGUUCAGUGGGUUUAGUUGCUGCUUGGUCGAUCCCUGCUGUUCUUCUGACUCUCAUGUUCUUGGCUGUUUUAUUCCUGAAGGUCUUCAGAAGGAGAUCCUCAGAAGAACCUUCAGUGAUCAGGAGUCAGGAUGAAGAUGCUCAGAAACUUGAAGGUUCGGGGCGUGACGGACUGACCUCCAGACAUCCAGCAGAGGAUCAGGUGGAGAUUCAGUACGCCACCGUGACCUUCACCAAGAGGCAGGAGGAUCCUCUCUACUCCAACAUCAAUCCAGUCAAAGCAAAGAGAAGACGGGACAGUCAUGAGGACAAAGAGGACGUGGUCUACAGUGUGAUCACAUCAUCCAGUAAUCCAGUUGAUGGAAUGAAUCGUCUGUAUGAAAUAAAAAAGUUUUCUCCUUUAUAAUCCAGACACAUCUGUAUGUUAAUCUGCAGCUUCAGUCCAGGAAAUGUACGGUAUUUACAGCAAUGUCUUCUUUGAAAAAAGAUCAUAUUCAGUUUUAAAUGUGUCUUCUCUGCAUCAAAAAGUAUUUUUCAUGGCCAAAAUAGCUGUUGUGUUUGCAUUUGCAUUUUAUAAUGUUUUUACAUUCUUUAUCUUAAGUAGGCUUAUUGGAUUGCACUUUUGUGUUUUCUUAUAGAUAUCUAAAUGUACCUA
Messenger RNA from Oryzias latipes (Japanese medaka), 2149 nucleotides. RefSeq names its product B-cell receptor CD22. NCBI's taxonomy places the organism in Eukaryota, Metazoa, Chordata, Actinopteri, Beloniformes, Adrianichthyidae. The record is from RefSeq and is a predicted model, not a curated record.